AUAAUGUAAAUAUUUUUUAGCUUUAUCUGUUAUGUUUUAGAUCUUGUUGCAUCUGCAUUAACCUGGAGACUUAAAUCAUAUUUUCACAAAUAUGUUUGUAUGUUAGGGAAUUCAAACAUGAAUAAAGAUGCUGAACAUUCAUUCAAGGUUUUCAAACAUCUACAUCUGUAAAACUACUGUUUGGAAGCGUUUGUCUCUUCAGCUCAGUUAUUGGCAGUAGCCUAUAGUUAUUUUCGUGGUGCUCUAUAUUUUUCUGUAGAGUAGAGCGUGGUAAACUUAUCAUAUAAUUGGAUUUAUUUGUGUGAUAGAUAGGACUGGAUAAAGAGUGAGUGGGCAUUCGUAACUUACCUGUUGUGAAAUAUGUGUGUCUUGCAUUAUAAGAAAUAUAUAAGAUAAAAGUACUUACCAGUCAUAUCAAUCUUUGUAAGAAAGAGCGCCACCAGCCGUGACCGUCCAAACAGCAAACACUCGCGCGCGGCAGUGACGUCAUCGCACGCAGUAUCGCGCGCGUUGGCUUCGGAAGGUUUCGCGCGUUCAUGUUUUUACAGUCUGAUUUUCGCAACCAAUAUGAGAAUGACUAAUUUCGAGAAAAUGGUCGCGGACCAAGUCCGUCGACAUAGGUACCUCUAUGACCCGAUUAUGCGCGAUAAUACUGACGUUCAAAUUAUUAAAAAUGCAUGGAACGAUAUCGCCGCUGCCACCGGAAAAGACGAGGCAGAUUGCCGUAAAGCGUGGAAGAAUUUAAGAGACAAGUUUGUGAGGAUCAAGAAGAGGGUCUACACAGGAAGCAUUGAUCCAAGUCCAUACACGAUCAUGACAGAGCUGGAAUGGUUAAGCCAAUUUGUUAAACAUCGGGGAAAAGGCCCAAAUGUGAAGGAAACAUAUAAAGUGGUCUCCAUUGAGGAACAAUUGAAGACAAACAGCUUCCCAACCUCUCCGGCAUCAGAAACAUCAGAGACUGUGACUUCUGCCAUACCUCCACCCCUGUCCCUCAUGCAAUCAUCGCCACGUCCUCCCACUCCAUCCACUCCUCCACCCUGUCCAUUACCCAAACGCAGCUCCUCGCCUUGUUCAAUUUCAGCUUACCCUACCACAAGCAUCUCAUCCUGUUCCAAUGCCUCACCAUCUUCUUCUGACUUAAUGCCAAAGAGAAUGUCUACCACUGAGGAAGCCUUACUGAAGAUACUGGAGCAGCUGGACUGGGAGAGGGAGAGGACCAUGAUGCAGGACACUGAAGAUUUCAGAUUCGCUGCCGUCAUUGCUGACAUGUUGGCAAAAAUUGAUCCUCAGCGGAAGCCUGAGGUUAAAUUCAAGAUCCAUCAAGUAUUGUAUGAAGCUGUUCAAAAAACUCAAACAUAAACAGCAUAAUGUUUUCACUGAGACAUAUAAAUAUAUAUUAUUUCACAGAUGUAAAUGUUUAUGUAUAUUAAUAAAAACUUCAAUAUUCAA
Messenger RNA from Pimephales promelas (fathead minnow), 1449 nucleotides. RefSeq lists its product as uncharacterized. Gene Ontology annotation, cellular component: nucleus; transcription regulator complex. Gene Ontology annotation, biological process: regulation of transcription by RNA polymerase II. The record is from RefSeq and is a predicted model, not a curated record. NCBI's taxonomy places the organism in Eukaryota, Metazoa, Chordata, Actinopteri, Cypriniformes, Leuciscidae.